Salarias fasciatus (jewelled blenny) is the source of this 1298-nucleotide messenger RNA. RefSeq names its product claudin 33b (gene cldn33b). The record is from RefSeq and is a predicted model, not a curated record. Lineage: Eukaryota; Metazoa; Chordata; Actinopteri; Blenniiformes; Blenniidae. Gene Ontology annotation, cellular component: membrane; bicellular tight junction. Gene Ontology annotation, molecular function: structural molecule activity. Bases 260 to 919 code for a protein of 219 amino acids. The transcript has a single exon.
CUCCUCUCCGCUCAGCAGCAGAAGAUGUGUGGCUCCUCCGAGUGGGAGCCGCUUGUGUGCACGGAGCUCUGCAGAGCGGUCCGCUCUGACUGUCAGGUGUUCGUGAGCAGCUCUCCAUCACUCGGCCUCUCCAGCUGAAGUGCAGCCGCAGAAGAAACAAGCUCUUGUGGCUCUCGUCAAGCGUGCAGGCCAGCGAGAGAGGGAGACAGAGAGAGACAGAGAGAGAGAGAGAGAGACACGGACUGAAAGGGAGCCCGACAUGGACACGUGCGCCUGCGCUCUGGAGAUGUUGGGGAUGCUGGUCUACGUUGGAGCGUGGCUGUGCGCGCUGGCCACCACCAUCCUGCCGCAGUGGCUCACCAUGUCCACGGCGCUGCUGCCCGUGGAGAGCUACGAGCUGGGCUUGUGGGAGACCUGCGUGGUCCAGGAUGUCGGGGGCAUGGAGUGCAGGGCGUACGACAGCCUGCUGGGCCUCUCCAGCGACCUCAAGCUGGCCCGCGUCCUCAUGUGCGCGGCCCUCGCCGUCGGCAUCCUGGGAAUCCUGGUGGCCGUGCCCGGACUCCACCUGGUCAACAGCUGCAAGGAGCACGGCGGCCAUCGAACCAAAAGGACCCUCACCAUCACCGGCGGGGUGCUGGGGAUGACCUCCGGAGUGCUGUGCCUGAUCCCCGUGUCCUACAUGGCCCAUUUGGCCGUGGUGCACUUCUUCGACGACAAAGUGCCGGACGUGGUUCCCCGGUGGGAGUUCGGAGACGCCCUGUUCUGCGGCUGGGCUGCCGGGUUUCUCCUGAUCGUCGCCGGGAUGCUCAUGGUGGCGUCCUGCUCCUGCUCGCAGGCGGAGCCUCAGCCUGCGCAGCAGCGGAGGUACCAGGUGAUGGGUACGAACGCUAACCUCAGGAAGCGCACAGAAUACGUUUGAUGGCGGGACCGACGUCCGUAGAGACCGACGGCACAACGCAAUCGCCUGUAGACGUGCACUCGAAACUGCAUUCCGGCAACAAUGUAAAUAUGUUUUUAUAUCAAAGUGGUUGCUUUAUCAUGACGACACACCUUAUCUCAGCUUUUAAAUGACUCACCUGCACAAUCAAACUAUACAUCUUAAGAUGACCUGCUGUGAUCAGUAAAUAUGAAUAUAUUUUUUAAAAGUAUGUUUCAUAAAAAGGUUUUAAAUCCUUUAUUUUGGGAUUCUUUCAUUCACAAGUGCCAAAGAAAAGAAAGUAUUAUUCUUAGCUUGUUUUGAAAUGCUGUGAUUGUAAAUUAUUCUGAAGGCUAAUACAUGGAGAUUAGUUGUUGAAGCA